UGCACUACCGCCAUGACCGGAAAUCGAGUUCUUCUUCUUGUACUGGUGCUGUUGACCGGGCAACUGGCCAAUGCCCUGAGUUCGUCACCCGCGGGGAGUGCGCUCAAAACGUCGCCAAUCGAACUCCUGGGGAAAAUACCUCCCUGCGCAAUAACCUGUUUAACUACUCACGCGCCUUCGAUUGGUUGUGCUCUUCUUGACUUCGAAUGCCAAUGCUCGUCGACAAACUCCACAAAGAUCCUUCAACCGUGUCUUGAAGCCCAAUGCACUUAUGAACAAACCUUCCAGCUUCUGCAUGUUCAAGCAGAUUUAUGUGACAAGCCACGCGAUAGUAAAUCGCUCCAUGUGGAGAUUACAGCGUACUGUUCUGGGAUCGUGGCUGUCUGCGCUGUUGUGCUGCGUUUCAUAUCGCGGUACAUCGGUGGAAGCAAACUAUGGUGGGACGACUGGCUGCAGCUAGCGUCUGUUAUUCUUGUCAUACCCAUGACUGUAGCAUUGCUCUUGAAUGUUAGAUCAGGAGUCGGUCGGCAUAUCUGGGAUCUGAAGUACGAAGACGUGAUGAAUGUCGGUAAAUACACGUACAUAGCCACCGUUUUCUGGGCGGUUGAGCUUCUUCUUCUAAAGUUUAGUAUCCUAUGUCUCUACCUUCGACUAUUUCCGAAUCCAUGGCUCAAGCGCGGGGUCAUCUGGUUCUCCGUAUUCACCGCCCUCUUCACAAUCCCACUUAUUGGAAUGGCAGCGUUUCAAUGCGUACCAGUCCACGCCAUCUGGGACCUAGAAGCGAAGAAGUCAGCCAAGUGUAUCGAUUACAUUGGUAUACUCAAAGCCACUGUAGUAUACGAGGUGGUCGCAGAAACGAUACUUUUCGCGCUUCCUGUUCCGAUUGUCCUCAAGUUGAAACUGAAGCGGACGAAGAAAAUCCAACUCAUGACCUUCUUCGGGCUAGGCAUUAUUGUAAUCGGCAUCUCAUGCGCGCGCCUCCCCGGCCUUCCAGGCGUCGUCGACUCCGAAGACCAACCUUACACGACCGUCCACGCAACCAUCCUCGGCUUCACCGCGAGCGGAGUCGGACACAUUUGCGCCGCAGUCCCCACUAUCCGCGCUCUCCUCCGCCUCGUUUGCUGCUCCGCCAACCCAGAUGGCUCGCGACCCUCAAACUUCGGUGGCAGCUCAGGCGCCUCAAAAGGGAAGCUAGGAAGCUCACAGCAAAGUUCGCGGUAUUCGCGCACGAACGACACCUAUCCGCCACCGCACAAGCGCAAGUUCUCGGAACCCGUGAUUACACAUCAAACGUACGAUUCUGCACGCGAUCUUACGAGUUCGAGUGGUGCAGAUUAUCUGCCAGAGGAGUGGGAUCGAGGCUCGUUUUCUGGCAAGUCGCGUGGAGAUGAUCGGGAUGAUAAAAGUCAUUUUGGGCCUGAUCCGUAUGAGUUACAGGAUUUGACACCAUUGCCCCCACGCGCCCAUCUGGGCUCUGCUGAUGGGUCAAGAAGGAAUAGGAUACCUACGCCUGGUCGGAGUAAAUGGGUGUUGCUAGAUAACAGUCGUGACACCGCAUUGCAAAACAAUACGGACACCACUCGGCAAUAG
Molecule: messenger RNA, 1590 nt
Organism: Periconia digitata
Lineage: Eukaryota; Fungi; Ascomycota; Dothideomycetes; Pleosporales; Periconiaceae
Source: the annotation of a GenBank genome assembly